Messenger RNA from Vairimorpha ceranae, 465 nucleotides. RefSeq names its product ribosomal-protein-alanine acetyltransferase. NCBI's taxonomy places the organism in Eukaryota, Fungi, Microsporidia, Nosematidae. Gene Ontology annotation, biological process: mitotic sister chromatid cohesion. Gene Ontology annotation, molecular function: acyltransferase activity, transferring groups other than amino-acyl groups. The record is from RefSeq and is a predicted model, not a curated record. The transcript has a single exon. Bases 1 to 465 code for a protein of 154 amino acids. Gene Ontology annotation, cellular component: NatA complex.
AUGUUUUAUUUGAGAAAAACAAAGUUAUCUGACAUUAACAACAUUAUAGAUUUAACGAGUAAGAAUCUUGAGGAAAAUGCAGUUCCUUUGGUUUAUUUGAAUGAUUUAUACGACAUCGAUUUUAAUUUUAAUUAUGUAUGUUUCAAUAACAACAAACUAAUAGGUAUUGUUUCAUGUACAAUCUCAAAUCACAUUUUAAAAAUAAAUUGUUUAUGUAUAGAUUUUCCGUUUCAAGGGAAAGGUUUUGGUACUAUACUUCUAGAUAGAAUAAAAAGCGACUGUAAUUCAACAUUAAAUAGUAGAAAAAACACUAAAUACUUUAUUAAUAAAAUAAGAUUACAUGUAAGGUCUGAUAAUGUAAAAGCUCAAGAAUUUUAUAAAAAACAUGGUUUUCAAAUUAUUGAUAACCAAUCAAAUUAUUACAACAAAAAUGUAUCAGGAUUGCUGAUGGAAUUUAAUUUGUAG